Messenger RNA from Microdochium trichocladiopsis, 1335 nucleotides. Its product is annotated as pre-mRNA splicing factor cwc24. Gene Ontology annotation, molecular function: metal ion binding. The transcript has a single exon. The record is from RefSeq and is a predicted model, not a curated record. The coding region runs from base 127 to 1131 and encodes 334 amino acids. Gene Ontology annotation, cellular component: U2-type spliceosomal complex. Gene Ontology annotation, biological process: snoRNA splicing. NCBI's taxonomy places the organism in Eukaryota, Fungi, Ascomycota, Sordariomycetes, Xylariales, Microdochiaceae.
CUGCAACUUUCGAAGUGUGACGGCCGUGAUUUACUACUACAGGCACGAGACCUGCGGCUUUCCAGACUCAGAAAAUUCCCAACCUUCCGUUGCCUUCCGAGACCUCGAAGCAGUGUAUUCUUCACCAUGGCCGAUACCACCGAUCUGCCCGCUGCCCCGGUGGCACUCUUCAAAAAGAGAGGCGCAAAGGCAAAGGCGAACAUCAGGAAGCGGCCAGCAACGCCACCUCCAGCCAACAGCGACAGCGACGACGACUACACAUCUUCCGAGGACGAAGCCGGCCAACGGGUCAAGCGGCGCAAGAAGACCGCCGCGGUCAAUGCCUCGUCGCGGGACAACAAACCUGCGGCCGCCCAUUCCUCCGCCACGGUCUUCGAGGCCGAUCGCAGCGUGCCGAUCACCAGCACCAACGAUGCCACCAAGCAGUCCAACUGGUACGACGAGGACGACGCUGCUCUGCUCGGCAAGACGCGGCCACUUCCCGGCAGUUCACAAACGACGAAAGAUAGCACCGGACCCCAGGGACCCGACGGUACCUACAAAGGCCUCGCCAACCAGGCCAAAUACAUCGCCAAGAACCCAGACGCCCCCAACAGGACGGUAGGCCCGAUCAAGGCUGCCACCAACAUCCGCACCAUUACCGUCACCGAUUUCGCGCCCGAUGUGUGCAAGGACUACAAGCAGACGGGCUUCUGUGGAUUCGGCGACAACUGCAAGUUCCUCCACGCUCGAGAGGCCUACCAACAGGGCUGGCAGCUCGACAAGGAGUGGGAAAAGGUCAACAGGGGCAAGAAGAACAUUUCGGGCACCGUCAUGGCCAGUGCCGAUCGCUCUGCCAAAACCGAGGAUGAUGGCGAGGAUGCGGCCGAGGCCGCCCUGCUCGAGAAGAUUCCCUUCGCGUGCAUCAUCUGUAAAGGGCCGUACAAAGAGCCCAUUGUCACAAGGUGCGGCCAUUAUUUCUGCCUGCCAUGUGCCUUGCAGCGGUAUCGGAAAGACCCAAGCUGUGCAGCCUGCGGGGCGGGCACAAGUGGUGUAUUCAACACCGCGAAAACCUUGAACAAGCUCCUCGAUAAGAAGCGACAGCGUGAGGAGCGUCUGAAGGCAGAGGCAGAUGAAGACGCCCCAGCUUGAGCUGAAAGAGCAUCCUCGAAUAGCAAUCCCAUGUGUGUCCCUAGCCGAUUGUAAAAGCGAAGGGACCUACACCAUUCUUGAGCAGUGCCCAGUCUGCACACCGGCCGCGACGUCUCUCGCUAGAAACGCGAACGGCUGGUGUCCCAGCCUCGGGCCUCUUACGAGCAAUGAAGUUCCACGCCACAACUCUACGCCCUUUCACGG